Messenger RNA from Cladophialophora yegresii CBS 114405, 1518 nucleotides. RefSeq lists its product as uncharacterized. The coding region runs from base 1 to 1518 and encodes 505 amino acids. Gene Ontology annotation, molecular function: iron ion binding; heme binding; monooxygenase activity. The record is from RefSeq and is a predicted model, not a curated record. NCBI's taxonomy places the organism in Eukaryota, Fungi, Ascomycota, Eurotiomycetes, Chaetothyriales, Herpotrichiellaceae. The transcript has 5 exons.
AUGGCGCUCUCAACGCCACUGAUCCUCCAGGCUGUGUCGCCUCUGUAUCUGCUUGCCGGGUUCCUGCUCAGCACGGUGGUGUACCUCUUUGUCCAAAGCAAGAGGGCCAAUCUUGAUCAUAUCCCCGGGCCGACGCUGGCAAAGUAUUCGAACAUCUGGAGGGGUUAUCGAGCAUGGAGACUCAACCACCACACCGAAGGAGUGAACAACUACCAGAUCCAGAUGAUCGGGCAGUAUGGGGACGUCGUUAGGAUCGGCCCGAAGCACGUUCUUGUCUAUGAUCCCGAGGCAAUCGACACGAUCUAUGGCUUCCGGGAGCGACUAGACAAGGGUCCGGGGUACAAGGUCUUCGUCAUGACUGGCACUGACCAGACUGCACUGGUCAGCAUCAAGGACGAGAAAACGCACGGAAUGUACAGGCGACCCAUCGCCCAUGCUUAUUCACUGUCGUCUCUGAAAGGAUACGAGCCAUACAUCGACCAGAUGAUCGAGAAGUUGAUAGGUGAGCUCGACAAGCAUGACGCCGACGGGACGCCCAUCAACAUGACGCGCUGGCUGCAGUAUUGGGCGUUCGAUGUGAUGUCCAAGAUCUCGUUUGGCGAACCCAUCGGCUUUCUCGACCACGGCGACGACUUCAACGGCAUGAUCCAGGCCCAGAGGGAGAACUUCCGGUACAUCAGCGUGGCCAAUAACUUUCCAUUCCUCGACACCCUGACCAAACGCAAUCCGCUGUUGAAACUAUUCAAAAAGAAACCGAGCAUGUUCUUCACGUUCGCAAGACGCGUGGUCAGCGAGCGGCUCGCACAAGCGACCAAAGACCCCGAGUCCCAAUCCCAGGGUGGCCGCCACGAAGACCUCCUGGGCAGCUUCAUCGCCGCCAGAAAAUCAUACCCUCUGAUGACGGACAUCCGCAUCACGCACAUCACGGCCACCAACGUGCUCGCGGGGGCCAACAACAGCGCGCGCGCCAUGGACGCAACCAUCCACUGGCUGACAGCACACCCAGAGGCCCAGGAACGACUGUACAGCGAGAUCAAGAGCGUCAACAUGUCCGCCAUGAAGGAGGCCGAGACCGAAGGCCCCGCCGCGCUGGAACUCGCGCUGAAGAUGCCCUACCUCGACGCGGUCAUUCAGGAGUCGUACCGCCAGUUCGGCGCGCCGGCGAAUAACCUCGAGCGCCUCGUCGGUGAUGCGGGCCUCACGCUGCCGAACGGCGUGCACUUGCCUCCUGGGUCUGUGGUCUGCAUGAACGCCGCCUCGAUGUCCAUGCUCCCUCAUGUCUUUGGGCAGGAUGCGCGCGUCUUCAACCCGGAUCGGUGGAUGCAGCAGCGCGGCGAGAGUGAUGAGGCAUUCCACGAACGGAGAUGGAGGAUGCAACGCGCCAUGAUCGUCUUUGGGCACGGCAGUCGGAGCUGUAUCGGGAAGAACAUUGUUCAGCUGGAGUUGUAUAAGAUUUGGGCCACCCUCUUGAGGAUCUACAAGGUCAGUAACUACGGAGUACCGUGUCCUGUUUCCUGA